AUGUCCAAGCCCACGGGCGCCGCCCGCCCGGCCCCGGGCCAGGAACCCGCCGUGGCGGUGACCGUCCGCUCCCUCCGCGCCGGCGCAGGCGACGCCGAGGCCGUCCGGCUGCCCGCCCAGCCGGCGGGCACGUCCCUGCUCGACAUCAAGACGGCCGUCGCGGAGCGGCUGUCGCUGGCCCCCUCGCGCGUGCGCCUGCUGCACCGCAAGAAGCCCGUCGCCGACAGCAAGGUGCUCAAGGACCUCCUUGGCCCGGGGGACAGCAGCCUGGAGCUGUCGGUGAUGAUCAUGGGCGGUGGCGGAGCUGCUGCUGCUGCUGCUGCUGCUACUAGUACUACGUCGUCGUCGUCGCCGCCGCCGCCGGUCGCAGGAGGAGAGGACGUGGUUGGACGGACUACGGCUGGCGGACCGACGGGAAUGGCGGUGGUCGAGGGCCCCGAGUUCUGGAACGACCUACGUGGGUUCCUGUUGCAGAGGGUCCGGGAUGAGAAGGUGACGGAUGAGGUGUUUAGCUUGUUCUUGCGGGCUUGGGAGGAGAGAUCGUAG
Thyridium curvatum is the source of this 546-nucleotide messenger RNA. RefSeq lists its product as uncharacterized. The transcript has a single exon. NCBI's taxonomy places the organism in Eukaryota, Fungi, Ascomycota, Sordariomycetes, Thyridiales, Thyridiaceae. The record is from RefSeq and is a predicted model, not a curated record. The coding region runs from base 1 to 546 and encodes 181 amino acids.